AUGUAUCUCUCCCUGACCAACAUCAUCAAAACGUUCUUCACCGGAGGCUACGCCGACAAGAAACCACCAGCAUCCGCCAUUUCCAAUGAGGACCACACGUACAAAAAGGGUGACAUCGAACAUCGUGGUCCGUGUCCUGGAUUGAACGCACUAGCCAACCAAGGAUACCUCCCCAGAGACGGCCAAAACAUCACCCUCGCCCAGGUCCAACACGCCCUGCAGACGGCCCUUCACAUGGACUGGCUCGCGGCGGCUUCCCUGGUCUCAUCCCUCCCUCCCCUCCUCCGGGCCGACGGCACUUUCGACCUGGUCGACACUCGCCGCCACAACGUCAUCGAGCACGAUUCGUCCUUCACCCGCCUCGACUUCCACCAGGGGGACAAUUAUACCUUGAGGCCGGAAAUGUUACAGGCAAUGAUCGACGACGCAGGCGGGAAUGACGAACCCGUGACUCUGCGUUCGCUCGCCCGGACCUUCCAACGGCGUGACCGGGAGAGUCGAGCCUCCGGUGCCCCCCGACUCCCACUGAACUUGUGGUUCGUCAGGGUCCUUCAGGCCGUCGGGGUCAUGAACACGGCCCAGACGGGAGGCAUCUUGACCCCUGAAUUGUUGCACGCCGUCUUCGUCGAGGAAAGAUUCCCCGAAAUCAUUUUGGAAAACCCGACCCCUCGGACCGUCUUCACCUUGUUGGGGAACGCUUUGGGUAUGAUGAGAUAUGUGAUUUUUGGGUCGUGA
Molecule: messenger RNA, 735 nt
Organism: Exophiala oligosperma
Lineage: Eukaryota; Fungi; Ascomycota; Eurotiomycetes; Chaetothyriales; Herpotrichiellaceae
Exons: 2
Coding region: 1-735 (244 amino acids)
Molecular function (GO): peroxidase activity
Source: RefSeq, a predicted model, not a curated record